Molecule: messenger RNA, 1167 nt
Organism: Olea europaea var. sylvestris
Lineage: Eukaryota; Viridiplantae; Streptophyta; Magnoliopsida; Lamiales; Oleaceae
Exons: 3
Coding region: 1-1167 (388 amino acids)
Source: RefSeq, a predicted model, not a curated record
AUGAGAUUAUAUGCUACUUUGGAUAGUGAUUUCAAUUACCACCCCAAGUGUGGAGCCAUUAAGUUGACACACUUGGCUUUUGCCGAUGACUUGAUGCUUUUUGCUAUGGGUGAUAUUAUGUCGGUUCAAAUUAUCAUGAAUUGCCUUCAAAGGUUUGGUCUCUCUUCGGGUUUGAGUAUUAAUUUUCUGAAAUCCAGCAUCUAUACUGCUGGAAUUUAUGGAUAUGAGCUACAAAGAAUCAUGGAAAUUUCAGAUUUUCCGAAGGGUUCUAUGCCUUUUCGUUAUUUGGGUAUCCCUCUUGCCGCGGUGAAGCUUAAAGUGAGCUCUUACGCUCCUUUCUUGGAUAAAAUUGCGGGUUAUAUUGGUGGUUGGAAUUGCUCCCCCCCUUUCUUAUGCCGAAUUGUUAGCCUUUGUCGUACCUUUCUUUGGGAAAAUAAAAAGCCACUUGUUGCAUGGAAGGAUAUUUGCCUACCGAAGGAAGAAGGGGGUCUUGGAUUGAAAGACCUAUGGAACAUUCAUACAAAUAAGGAGACCCUUUGGAUUAGGUGGAUUCACCAUGUUUACCUUAAGGGGAAUAGCAUUUGGGAUGUCCCGAAGAGGAAAGACCACUCGCCUUUGUUCAAAAUACUGCUGGAUAUUCGGGAUUUUCUGGUUCUUAGAGGGGGAGCCGGGCAGAAUUCUUAUUCUGUGGAGAUGAACGGUCAUGGGGAUUUAAAUCUGGAUAAUUCCUCAACUCCGAGGGCCCAAUCAAAACUCCUAACCAAAGACAAAUUGCUCUACUUGGACAUCGAUCGCAAACGUAUCUUUUGUGGAUGUUUUGAAGAGACUUGUGAGCAUCUUUUCUUCAAAUGCUCUUUCACAUCUUCAUUAUGGGGGAGUAUUAGAAGAUGGCUUGGCAUCACAAGAUCAAUGACGACACUUGCUAUGACUCUUAAAUGGUUAAAAAAGGAGGCUCGGGGGACUUCGUGGCUGAGCAAGGCGAAGAGAGUUGCUCUUGCUACCACAGUGUACUAUAUUUGGCUGACGAGAAAUAGGAAAUUAUUUGAAGACCUCUCAUAUGACUUGGAUUCCAUUGUGAGAAGGAUCAAGACUCACGUAUACAAAGUCAUGCUUACUUUGUAUCCGGAUGUCUUGACUCUUUAUGAAUCCUUCGCCAUGGAGCUUUGA